Molecule: messenger RNA, 1538 nt
Organism: Amphimedon queenslandica
Lineage: Eukaryota; Metazoa; Porifera; Demospongiae; Haplosclerida; Niphatidae
Exons: 10
Coding region: 179-1393 (404 amino acids)
Source: RefSeq, a predicted model, not a curated record
UGAUCUAAUGGAUGCUGAGCUGGCUGCAUUGUUUAUGAACUUCAGGGGAACUUCUAGCUCUAUUUGCUGUGCCUUGCAAAUCGCCUGUCACUAGAUGCUCCACCUAUCUAUUCAUCCAAUCCUAUUUAUAGACCCAUUACCCACAGUCCCACACUAGAGUCUAGAUACUCCAAAAAUUAUGUUCUUUGCCCUAUCAUUGAUAUCUUUGCUGGUGUAUUCAGUGUCUGCCUCCUGCCAAUGUGGAGGGAAUCCUUUGCCUACUGAUUUCUCAUCACACUCAGUUAAUGAGAAUAUAAAGUCUGUCCUUAAAGGCAUUAAAGGAAAAAAUGUUGGACAGUGCCAUUUAGGUGACGUUAACAGCAACUACAAUCCAAGUUUAGAUCAGUCCAUAUUAUUUUCUCAAGGCAGUGGUUAUCAAAUGUAUCGUAUCUUUCAACCCAAGUAUUACCUUAAUGAGUGCUAUGAUAACAAUCUAUUCUGUGCAUACAAUGUACAGUGUUCCUCUGACCAGUACCUCUAUUACCACUUCUCAGAACAUGAUAUUGAGAAUCCAACAGCCUCUGGCACAUGUCUUGACUAUAUAAAUAUCAGACGUCAUGGGUCUCCAAAUCAGAAUCUCAAAACCUGUGGGCGUGUAACACAAAGUGGCUAUGAUAUUGAUAGUUUGCAAGUCAAUUUCCGCUCAAACGGAGGAUGCUCAGCGACUGGUUACCUCUUAUGGGUUUGCUGUACAGACAAUAAUUCAACUAGUUCGGACGUUGGGAAGAGACAGACCACAAGCGAAAAUGUCAUAACUGUCCCGUUCAAAGGUACUUUAGAGUAUAAUAGGAAUACACUGACUGUGAGGGAUCGCAAUAAAAAAACACUUCGUUCUGUGUCUAACGUAUUGUCACUUAGAGUGAGAUAUGAAGGCAGUAAAAAUGAGUCCACCUACACUACCUCUGCACCAGUAACACUCAAUGGAGAAGGUCAAUUGAAUGUGGAGUACUCGUGUCGUGUGGUAGGAUAUAGGAGACAGUGUUCUACUUCUGCCUAUUACAGUUAUACUGGUGUCCCUCAUAAGUUACGAUUGACUCUUACUGAACAAAAUGGAGUUCAUAUGCUCCUGUCAGGAUGUGUGAGGAAAUUUCAAGGGAAAGGAGACUAUUCCUAUAUAUAUAAUGGGAAACGUAUCACUGGGCCACUACCAGCUAUCAGUACUCCAAAACAGAUUUCACGUUCUGAUGAGCAAACACAUGUAAGUAAGAAAGUGACUAGAAGUCCUAAACCCACUGAUGAGCCAGUUCCUGUUGAACUGACAUACAUUGCUUUGAAGGCUUUGGCUUACGAGUACAGUCGUUCUGAAAAUGCCAUUCUGAGGUCUAUUGGACUGUUCUACCUACAGAAGCCCUGAUGAACCAUCAGAAACAGAAGCUGAAACUUAAUUUUUAAUGCUACUGCUGCUACAAUUAUUUUCAUGCUGUUAUUCUUUCAAAUAAUAGAACACAAUAAUUUUGUUAAAAACGUUACACAAAAUGACUGUAUACAAUAAAAUUCAA